Messenger RNA from Anguilla rostrata (American eel), 9319 nucleotides. RefSeq names its product PHD finger protein 3-like. Bases 245 to 4780 code for a protein of 1511 amino acids. Gene Ontology annotation, biological process: DNA-templated transcription. The record is from RefSeq and is a predicted model, not a curated record. Lineage: Eukaryota; Metazoa; Chordata; Actinopteri; Anguilliformes; Anguillidae. The transcript is spliced from 15 exons.
UGACACUUGUAAGAACUAUUUCAUACUAAUGGCUGCGGUGAGAACUACUGGCUAUGAUGGGAAGACUCUACGUCUUGGAUUGCAGAAAAUUGGGUCGCGUGUGUAUUGAUUAACUAGGUAGAUGCAGCCUUAAAUCCACUGCAAUGCGGAAAGAAAAGGUGGAGUGUGUAGAAUUCAGCAGAACGGACUUGGCAGAAAUGGAAUAUAAUAUUCGCCCAGUUAGGAGUGUAUAAUAACACGGCAGAUGGAUCCUUCGAACAAAUCCAUUAGCGAAUACACAGGAAAGCCUGUAAGAACAGAAGAGAACAUGCAGAAGCAUCAGGCAUCAGGAGAAAUUUCCCUAGCAAUGAAAGACGAACUGGCACUGGAGAAUGGGGCAGGCAGUGAGCAGCAGGUUCAGGCCAUUAAUCCUGCUGUACAACCAACAACAAUGAAUGUAGAGUUGGAGAAAACAAAACCACCAGACCUUACUAAGGGUUUGGAAGAUUGCCCGAGAUCCCAGAAGAGUUCAACUUGUGGGGUUCUGGAAAAUACACUUAGACAAGGUGGAACUCUAGAUGAAACUUGCUCAGAUUUGGUGGGAGACUUCAACAUGGCACAAGAGCUUGAUGAGAGUAUAGUCAAAGACAGGCCACCAGAGCUAGCACCCUUCGUUAAUCCCAGUGAAGUCCAGGAGGGCCAUGUCAUUCUGCUGAGCAGCAGCAAAGCUACCAAUUCAAUCGGGGAAAACAAACCAAGCAAGGACAACUUCCAAUUUCAAAAAACUGCUUUAAGUGGUAUGGAUACAUAUGAUGCUGACAAGGAUCUAGAUACAAGUGCAGUCCUGAAAAAUGCUGAGGUCAGUAAAGUGGGGCUGCAGAGUUUACCUAAAGGCAAGGAAGGUCAAGACCAAAAUGAUCCGACUAAGUUACUCCCAUCAGAACAUGGUUAUUCCCCUGCAGAGCAGUGGAAGGAGCAGAGACCAAGCAGCCCAGUUAGUGCAGAAAUGAGACCUUCACCAAUCCAGCCAAAAAGGGUAACUCCAACGGACACUGAAAGCAUACAAACAACUGACGCCCAGCAAUUAGUGAUGGCUACGAAACGGCAAACCAAUCAACUAAAAACAUACCCGCCUUCAAAAAAGCAAAGAAUGCAGGCUGCACAAGAUGGGAGACCAGUUCAUGUAUACAGCAACACGCAAAAGAAACAACUGCUUUUUCUCAACCAAGGCCUGAAACCUCCUGAGAUGUCAAACCCUUCUCUGGUCAGCAAAACCUUACCACAUGCUGCUGGUCCAGACAGAUUCAGGAGUCAAUGUCUGGAAUUGCAGCCUGGAAUUUCAAGAUCUGUUCAGGCUCAUAUUGUGCCCAGACUACAGAAUCCACAAACGGCAGCAUCAAAAUCCAUCAGUCCCCAAUUAGAGUCCUCAGACGCAGAAGAACGAGGGGAAAAGGGGAAAAUGAAAAAGUCAGAAAAAAUUUUGCAAAGACAGAGGAGCAAGAGUGGUAGAAGUCUCCCCUUAGAAGAGCCUCCUUUGUUUAUUCCUGAUAAUGCCCCAACAGUGAAGCAAGAGGAAGACUCCAUUGACAGUGAGACUGUAUGGGAUCCUACCAAGCAUUGCAUUUUCUGCAAAAAGCCUCAUAACUCCAGGUUCAUGGUUGGCUGUGGUCGUUGUGACGACUGGUUUCAUGGGGAGUGCGUAGGUCUUGACCUGGCCAAGGCCCAGAAGAUGGAGCAGGAGGACCAGGAGUAUGUUUGCCUCAAGUGUUGUGCUGAGGAGGACAGGAAGUCCACUGCCCUGAGGCAGCUUCGCACAGACCCAUCUAAGCUUGAGCACAACCUGGAGAGUGGCCCUUUGGCAAAACAAGAGAAGCAGAGGCAGGCAAAGCCACCCGUAACAGGAGUCAGAAGGGAUUCGGUGGAAAUGAGGCAGCAGUCGACCAAAAAAUCAGAGACCAGGAGGCUGUAUGAUUCAGAUUGUAGAAGUGGUCACACAGUGAAAACACAAAAGCCCUCAGGGGACAUGCCACUGAAAACUGGUAUGCAUCAGAGGGUGGAAAUGAAGACAGCAAAAGGAGCAAAGUGUCUGUCAUCCUUGCCUGCAGCAUUGAAAAGACCUUCAGUGGAGCAAAUCAGGAGGAAUGUACGUGAUUCUCUGAAGGACAUUCUCCUCAAAAGGCUAAAUGAGUCUGAUUUAAAGGUUUCAACAGAGCGGGCUGGAAAGGUGGCUGUGAAAACGGAGAAGGAACUUUUUUCUUUUUUCCGGGAUACUGACAGCAAAUACAAGAGCAAGUAUAGAAGUUUAAUGUUCAACCUUAAGGAUGUCAAAAACAAUGUGUUAUUCAAGCGUGUACUCAAAGGUGAAAUUUCUCCAGAAAAUUUAAUUCAUAUGAGUCCUGAAGAACUAGCCUCAAAAGAGCUGGCUGCUUGGCGAAAAAGAGAAAAUCGGCAUACAAUUGAAAUGAUAGAAAAAGAACAACGAGAGGUUGAAAGGCGUCCCAUCACAAAAAUCACCCACAAAGGAGAAAUUGAGAUUGAGAACCAGGAGCCUGUUAAAGAGCCUGAAGCUGUGGAAUUGGAGGUGGACCCUGUGCCCAGACCAGUGGAAGAGCCUGCAGCAGUCCCACAAGAAAUGGAAUUUGAGAGCCUUAAAGACACGACCAGCCAGCACAAGGAUCACCUUUUUGACCUUGAUUGCAAGAUAUGCACAGGACGAAUGGCUCCUCCUGUCGAGGAUGCAGCCACCAAAGUUAUGAAGGUGGCUACCACAGUGAUGUGGAGGCAGGCUGGCUCAGAUGGAGAGACUCCAACCAUGUCUGACCACCCAGAUGGGCAAUCCCACAGUGAAGUGGUGGAAAAUGUGGUCAAUACCAGGGCCAUCUCAUCUGAAGGAAGGUCAGAUAAUGCAAAUGAAGGAGAGGAUGAGGCCAUGUUCCUUGCACGUCUGCAGUCCAUGUGGAAGGGCUUUAUCAAUAUGCCAUCCGUGGCAAAAUUUGUCACAAAAGCAUAUCCAGUAUCAGGUAUUCUUGACCACCUAACUGAGGACCUGCCUGACAGCAUCCAGGUUGGAGGGAGGAUUUCCCCUCAUACUGUAUGGGACUAUGUGGAAAAAAUUCGAGCCUCAGGAACAAAAGAGGUCUGUUUGAUUCGUUUCAGUCCUGUGACAGAAGAGGAUGAGAUUUCAUAUACACUGCUGUAUGCCUAUUUCAGUAGCAGGAAACGCUAUGGAGUUGUAGCCAAUAACAUGAAGCAGGUGAAAGACAUGUAUCUCAUUCCCUUGGGGUCCUCUGAAAAAAUCCCACACCAUCUUGUCCCCUUCGAUGGACCUGGUUUGGAAGCCAAACGUCCAAGCCUCCUCUUGGGAUUAAUCAUUCGACAGAGGGUGAAAAGAGAUUUUGAAGCUGUUUUACCUGUGGAUAUCCCUGAAACUAUUACUGCCAGAUCCUUACCUGAGAAAAAAACAAAGUCAUAUUUUGCCAAUGACGAUGGAAGUGCUCGCAGUGAGGACAUGGAUUUUUUCAGUUCACUGAAAAUAGUUCGUCCAAAGCAAGUGACUAAAGUAGAACAGUCUGCUCAAGUUGACGUGGCAGCACAGCCCAUCUUGAAGACCACCUUGGCUCCAGAGGCCAGUCUACCUGAUCUUUCUAGACCAUUGCGGUUUCUUCCAGGUGUGCUGUCUUCGCCUACACUCAGGUCAGUUGAUGAUCUUCAGCAGAGCUUGCCAUGUAUUUCAGAGAAGGAUGCAGACAAACGGGUCACAGCAGGUGAUUGCAUAGAUAUAGGGAGUACACCUAGCAAAAACCUUGGUUCGGGUGGUAACAGACUGGAACGUUUUGUUGUGAAGAAGAAGGACCCAAAAACAUUUCAGAUGGAGUCAGCAACAACAUCCAAUCCAAACAAUAAGCCAAAAAUGAACAUCCUGUCCGAGAAAGAAACUGCUGAUUUAGCAUUUUAUCCGAGGGAAAAUCCACAAGAUUGUUCCACAGAGGCUGUCCUCGCUGGUCUAUCGGUGGUAGGGAAAAGGCUGGAAAACCCAGUCUUACAAAGGAUGGAAGGUGCAAUCUAUGAACAGCCUAAAUCAAAACCUGAUCAGCAUCCUGGUUUUAUUGCUGUAUCUAACAGGCCUGAAGAGGUUAUCUCUGCCUGUUCAAAAUCUUCAGAAAGCCAUUGUCCAUCCAGUGGAGUGCCAGCAUGUCAACGGCAUUCAGUUCAACCAGAGUUGCUUUAUGGAGAAUUUGAUAUCCUGGGAACUUCCACUGCACGUUCAUUCCAUGACAAAACAGACCAUAACACAUCCCAUCCUGGUUUAUUCCCACCCCCCUCAGCCACUGCAUUUCCUCAAGGGGGGCAUGAACCACCCCAGGGCACCAAUCCCCCAGGGCACAUCAGAGCCCCUGAACUCCAGUACCAGGCGGAAGCACCCCCAGUUUUCCCUUUGCAAAGCAAUAAACUGCCUGUCUUCCAGCCACAGAUCCCACCCAGUGUGCAGUAUCCCAGUACUUUGCCACCCAUGUUCUCACAGCCAGAGUCCCAAGGUCAGAAUUGUACCAUGAUCAGGCCCUCACCUUCCCCUCUUUCAAUCAGGUUCUCAUCCUCUCAGCUGGUUCCUCCUGAGUCCAGGUUUUUGGGAAAUUCUCAGAGAUCCUCCAUACAACCUCAGAUAAUAGAGACUCAGGGACCAGAGGGACAUUACAGUGAUUCCUGGGAGUCUCAGCACAGCCAUUCUGAGGAUGGUUACAAGCAGGUGGGCAGCACUCAUCAUGGAAGCAACAGGUUCCACAGUGAUUCACAUCAUGAAUAGAAAAAUCUGUAAAGGUAGAGGCCUCCUGGACCAGGUUUAAGGCUGAGUGCCUGAAGCACUGGGACCAACACACAGUGAACAUGGGAAAGCAGCCACAACACAAAGACAUCACCCAACACAAGAAGAGGGACGAGUACUGUAAAAGGGAGGAAAGCAGGAGAUUUAAAUUUUCAGAUGAACUAAUGGUCAGUGGGAUGACUGUUGGCAAAUAUUCAUGAUUAGUAUUUUUCCUUAUUCUGCUCUUCCAUCUUCCUUCUGAAUAUUCCGCUGUGUAGUGUCCAAUGAAACCAGUGACAUUUCAAUAAAUCUUCUUUGGCUGAUGCAAAAAAAAAAAAAAAAAAAAACUGAAGAGAGAUGUUAGAACCUUUCAAUUGUUUGCAUUUGUAGUAAUUUUAUGAUAGCUGUACAUUUCUAUGUACAUUUACAGAAACAGGGCUCAGAUUAAGGUUUCAAAAAAUCUAGGGUUAAAAACUUUAACAUGGCAUGUGGCAAAGGAACAAGUUGCCCAGUUUUAAAAAUGGUUUUCAAUCUUAAAUGGAUUGUAGAAGUGCAUAAAUGAUUUGAAUGUAAUUAUGAUAUGGAAAAUCAUUAUAUUGCUUUGAAAAAGUUUUAAAGCAGCUCUGCCAGUCCGUAAUAGACACUUUAAUUUCAUUUAUUAAAUUAUUUAUUUACAUGCAUAACAACAUAGUGAAAAAGUGAAAAUGUAUUCGUCCCUUCCUGAUUUCCUCUAUUAUUGCUCAUUUGCCACAUUGAAUAUUUUCAGAUGUUUCAACAAAAUGUAAUAUGAGACAAAGGGAAUCUGAGCAAACAUUUUAAAAAUAAUUUAUCAAACACCCAUAUCAACCAUGUGAAAAGUAAUUGCUCCCUUAAACUUAACUGGUUGCACCACCUUCAGCAGCAAUAACUGCAACCAAACACUUCCUAUAAUUUUUGUAUCAGUCUUUCACAUGGCUGCUGAGGAAUUUUGGCCCACUCCUCUUUGCAGAACUUCUUCACUUCAGACAAACUGGAAGGUAUUCAAGCAUUAACAAGCAUUAAUUAUCGUUUCAGGUCCUGCCACAGCACCUCUAUUGGGUUCAAGUCAGGAUUUUAACUACUACACUUAAAAGCUUUAAUUUUUUUCUUUUGAGCCAUUGAAAUGUGGCUUGCUUUUGUCUUUUGGAUCACUGUCUUGCAUUACCCAAUUAUGCUUCAGCUUCAACUCACAAGCAGAUGACAUUCCGGACAUUGUCCUUAAGAAUUCCAGAGCAGAAUUCAUGGUUCCUUCAAUAACCACAUGUCAUCUAGGUCCCGUGGCAGUAAAACAUUGCAACUCCAUUACACUACCACCACCAUUUUUGACUGUUGGUAGAAUGUUCUUUCUUUGAAAUGAUGUAUUCGCUUUACGCCAGACAUAAUGGGACCCGUGUCAUCCAAAAGGAUCCACUUUUAACUCAUUUGUUCACAGAACAUAACCCAAAAGGCUUGGGGAUCAUCCAGGUGCUGGAUGCAAAUGUUAGAUGAGCAUUAAUGCUUCUUGUGGUUAGCAGUGGUUUUCACCUUCCUACUGUCUCACAAAUCCCAUUUUUUCUCUGUCUCUUUCUUAUUGUGGAGUCAUGAACACUGAGGCUAGAGAGGCCUCAAGUUCUUUGGAUGUUUUUCUGGGAUCUUUUGUGACUUCCUGGAUGAGUUGUCACUGCCCACUUGAAGAACAUUUGGCAGGCCGACCACUCCUGGGAAGAUUCAUCACUGUUCCAAGUGUUCGCCAUUUGAACAUAAUGGCUCUCACUGUGGUUUGAUGGAGUCCCAAAGCCUUGGAAAUUGCUUUUAACCCUUUCCAGACUGAUAUUUCAACAACCUUUUUUCUAAUCUCUUCUGGAAUUUCAUUUAAUCUUGGCAUAGUGUGCUUGCAGAACCUUUGCAGUCUACUUCACUCUGAUGGUAAGGUUCAAUAUGAGAGGUUUAGAUUCAACAUGGCUAGCUGCAGCCAAUCCUGGCUGUGUUUAUUCAGCUGAAUCUAAUUAUCAUUUAAAUUAAGUUAACUGGUAACUCUUAGUUGCUAAAAUGGAAAUAACUUUUUCACAUGGGUAAUAUGAAAUUAUUCAAAAUGUUUUUUGUGUUUACUCAGUUUCCCGUUGUCUAAUAUUAGGCUACAUUUUGUCUGAAGAUCUGAUCUUCAGUGUGACAAAUAUGCAAAAAUAUUGGGAAGGGGGAAAAUACUUUUUCAUGCCAUUAUAUACAGUGAGCUCCAUAAUGUUUGGGACAAAGACUUUUUUAUUUGUCUGUAAUCCAUAAUUCUAUAUUUGUAAUCAAACUAUUAUGUGUGGAUAAAAUGUGCAUUGUUUGCUUUUAUUUAAGGGUAUUUUUAUACACUUUGGUUUCACCACAGAAAUUACAGCACUUUUCAUACGUAGCCCAUACUUAUAAAUGAAAGUAGUCAUGCUUAGUACUUUGUUGCAUAUCCUUUGCAUGCAAUGACUGCUCUCUGACCCAUAGACAUCACCAGGUGCCAAGUGUCUUCUUUGGUGUUGCUCUGCCAUGACUGUACUGCAGCCAUCUUCAGCUCCUACUUGUUUCGGGGGCUAGUUGCCUCAAAUCUUCUCUAGAGGAUAUGAAACGCUUGUUCAAGGGGAUUCAGAUUGAGUGAAUGACUUAGCCAGUCAAGAAUAUUCCAGUUUUUAAAAAAACUCCUUUGUUGCUUUAGUAGUAUAUUUGGGAUCAUGUUAUUGUUAAAUUGACAAAUGCCACAUCCACACCUGCCUCCUGAAGAAUGUUUCUGAUCUGCUGGCCAGAUGUUUGGGGAUUUUUCUUCAUUAUGGUGAGAAUUCUUCACUGAUCAACUGUUGAGGUCUUUCUUGGCCUCCCAGGCCCUUUGCGAUUACUGAUCUUGACAGUUUUCUCUUUCUCAUUUUGGUAAGGCUAAUGUUUGGCGUGUGUCUGUUUUUUCUUAUUUCUCAGCCUCAUAAUGGCCUCCUUGACUUUCAUUGGCACAACUCUGAUUUUCCUGUUGACAAACACCAAUAAGAAAUUCCAAAGGCAAUCAAAAUCCUAGAAUCAAGACUAGAUACUGAAAGUUAUCAUACCUGCUCUAAGGAAGCAAUUUAAGAAGACUAAUGAGAGACAUUUGUGGAGCCAUUUGUCCCAAACAUUAUGGUGCACUGAAAUGGGAGUUGACUAUGUAUAAAAAGUGCAUGCAUUUUUACCUGGUGAAACCAAAAUGUAUAAAGAUACCCUUUAAUAAAAGGUGAGAAUCUGCACUUUAACCACAUGCGAUUAUGUUUGAUUGCAAUUCUAAAAUUGUUGAGUACAGAAGCAAAUGAGGAAAAAAUGUCUUUGUGCCAGAUAUUAUGGAGCUCACUGUAUGAGUUCUUAAUUUUUCUUGUUGUCGUGUAAUUUUCAGCUUGUCAUACUUUUAUAUUUAGAAUGGUUUUCUGUGUAUUAUUUACAGACCAUAUUAAAGCGGUUAAAAAAAUUUUUUUUUUAAAUAUUAAACUAUUAGCAAAAUGGUUUUGCUUUCUGAUUAGCUUGUUUGUGAGCACUUAUAGAAUUUCUGCUUUCUACUUUAAUUACGAGACAAUGGAUUAAUGUUUUUUAUAAUGUUGGUACCUACAUCUGUCAUGGCAGUUAUUUGAAUUUAGUGAACUUUCAUACAUUGCUGGAUGUCCCUGGUGUUUAUUUUCAGUGUUAUAUAUGCAAGUAGUGUACAAAACAUAUAUUUUACAAUCGUGGGCCCUUUAACAGAAGGAAAAUACUCAUGGAACAGUUGUGCUGGCAAUGCUGGGACACCUCUGACUUAGAUAAAUGAUGUGGAUAAAAAUGUUGAUCUGUGGGGCAGCUGAAUGGUUCAUCCUGUUAUGACACUGUUAGAGUGCAUAUUCUGAUGUAGUUUGUAGAUGACCAACAGCCCCACAGGGCAAUGCACAUUUGGCUCUCGAAUCAUGCGUGAAUAGGACUGUUUGAGUCACCUGAAAUGACCCGCUUGAUAAGGCCCUCUCAUCUUCCUCUGACUCGUGUCUGUGCAUGCCUGUGAAUAACAGUGUCGUAAAAACAGCAACUUACAGCACAUGCUUUUGGGUAAAACACAUGCUUUUCUACCUUCUCCCAAAUCAAUAGCUGAGUUUGCGGUACUGAUUGCUGACAAAUACGGUUGGACACUUCAAAUUUUGGAGAAUGAAUGGGUGAAAGUAUAAUAAUGAUGAUCUUUUUAAUUUAUAUUUUAGGGAUGUAUUAGUAUGAAUGUGUAAUGUGUGUAAUAGUGCUUUCAAUAUUUGUUUUAAACCCAGUUAUUUGUAAGUAAAACAAUUUCAAUAAGUAAAAGAAGUCUGGUUUAUGAUAAAUAAUGUAUUUGCAUUGAAAACCUGUUCUUAACAUACUUGUGUCUCAUUAUUACUUGGAAAUACCUGCUGCAGCAACACUGGAAGUAUGCUUUUUAAAACCACUUCAUAAUGUCUGUAGUUUUUAAAUAUUCCAGCAUUCCACGGAGAAGGUAGUACUUAACCCUAGCAUUUAUCUCUCACACCACACUUCUUUAACGCUGUAAAAUAAAUGUAGGUCAAACUA